Molecule: messenger RNA, 438 nt
Organism: Nilaparvata lugens (brown planthopper)
Lineage: Eukaryota; Metazoa; Arthropoda; Insecta; Hemiptera; Delphacidae
Product: D-aspartate oxidase-like
Molecular function (GO): FAD binding; D-amino-acid oxidase activity
Source: RefSeq, a predicted model, not a curated record
UUGGCGGAAAUAAUAUUAUUCUAGUAUUGUCUCAACGCUUUGAUGAUAAAAACAUACACUUAUGAGUCGAUUUGAUUGAUGUUUUUGGCUUGGAAUCAAUUAAUGUGAUGCUUCUAUUUCAUUCCUUUCUCAUGUUAGAAACUGUAGUUCAGUUAUUGUGAUAGUUCAAAAAUUAUUGAUCAACAGUGUUGAAACUUUAUGAAGGUGUUUUUGGUAGAAGGAGACUGAAAUAUCUUGAAAAAUGAGUAAUCUGAGAAUAGGAGUGCUUGGCGCCGGUAUAGUUGGCCUCACAACCGCUGAGGAACUGACGAGGCAGUAUCCGUCAGCUGACGUCACAAUAAUGGCCGACAAAUUCAAUGUGGAAACCACAAGUGACGGAGCUGCCGGGCUAUUCAUGUUGGUGUCCAAGUUUAGGGGGCCCACUGAGGAGCUAACAAG